Lynx canadensis (Canada lynx) is the source of this 2742-nucleotide messenger RNA. RefSeq names its product DEAH-box helicase 40 (gene DHX40). NCBI's taxonomy places the organism in Eukaryota, Metazoa, Chordata, Mammalia, Carnivora, Felidae. The record is from RefSeq and is a predicted model, not a curated record. Gene Ontology annotation, molecular function: ATP binding; RNA binding. Gene Ontology annotation, cellular component: intracellular anatomical structure.
GUGCUCACCUCCGCUCCGGGCCAGGUCUAUGUCCCGGUUUCCCGCCGUCGCGGGCAGGGCGCCAAGGCGGCAGGAGGAGGGUGAGCGGUCAAUAGACCUUCAGGAAGAGCGGCCUUCGGCUGUUUCCAUCGCUGAUAGAGAAGAGAAAGGAUGCACAUCACAGGAGGGAGGAACUACUCCAACUUUUCCUAUUCAAAAACAAAGAAAAAAGCUUAUUCAAGCUGUGAAGGACAAUUCAUUCCUUAUUGUUACUGGAAAUACAGGAAGUGGUAAAACCACUCAACUCCCAAAAUAUCUAUAUGAAGCAGGGUUUUCACAACAUGGUAUGAUUGGGGUGACUCAGCCACGAAAAGUAGCUGCUAUAUCAGUUGCUCAGAGGGUUGCUGAAGAAAUGAAAUGCACUUUGGGAUCCAAAGUAGGGUACCAAGUUCGUUUUGAUGAUUGCAGCUCUAAGGAAACUGCAAUCAAAUAUAUGACUGAUGGAUGUUUACUGAAACAUAUUCUGGGAGAUCCAAAUCUUACCAAGUUCAGCGUCAUCAUUUUAGAUGAAGCCCAUGAGAGAACUCUAACUACAGACAUCUUAUUUGGCUUAUUAAAGAAAUUAUUUCAGGAGAAGUCUCCUAACAGGAAAGAGCAUUUGAAGGUUGUGGUGAUGUCAGCAACUAUGGAAUUAGCCAAGCUCUCUGCAUUCUUUGGAAAUUGUCCAAUAUUUGAUAUACCUGGAAGGCUUUAUCCAGUCAGAGAAAAAUUCUGCAAUUUGAUUGGCCCACGAGACAGAGAAAAUACUGCAUAUAUCCAAGCGAUUGUGAAAGUGACCAUGGAUAUCCAUUUGAAUGAAAUGGCUGGAGACAUACUGGUUUUCCUGACUGGUCAGUUUGAAAUUGAAAAAAGUUGUGAGUUACUUUUUCAGAUGGCGGAGUCUGUUGACUAUGAUUAUGAUGUUCAAGAUACAACUCUGGAUGGUUUGUUAAUAUUGCCAUGUUACGGAUCUAUGACAACAGAUCAGCAGAGGAGAAUAUUUUUGCCACCUCCACCUGGAAUUAGAAAAUGUGUCAUAUCCACCAAUAUUUCUGCAACAUCUUUGACAAUAGAUGGAAUCAGAUAUGUUGUAGAUGGUGGUUUUGUGAAGCAGUUAAAUCACAAUCCCAGAUUAGGGUUGGAUAUCCUGGAGGUGGUUCCAAUUUCAAAGAGUGAGGCGUUACAGCGAAGUGGCCGAGCUGGCAGGACUUCCUCAGGAAAAUGCUUUCGGAUCUAUAGUAAAGAUUUUUGGAACCAGUGUAUGCCUGACCAUGUGAUCCCUGAGAUCAAGAGAACUAGUUUGACAUCUGUAGUUCUGACCUUAAAGUGCCUUGCCAUACACGAUGUUAUAAGGUUUCCCUAUUUGGAUCCACCCAAUGAGAGGCUUAUUUUGGAAGCUCUUAAACAACUUUACCAGUGUGAUGCUAUUGACAGGAGUGGCCAUGUGACCAGAUUGGGUUUGUCUAUGGUGGAAUUUCCUCUCCCUCCACAUCUGACAUGUGCAGUAAUCAAGGCUGCUUCUCUAGAUUGUGAAGAUCUACUACUUCCAAUAGCAGCAAUGUUGUCUGUGGAAAAUGUCUUCAUUAGACCUGUUGAUCCAGAGUACCAGAAGGAAGCAGAACAAAGACAUCGAGAAUUGGCAGCUAAAGCUGGAGGAUUUAAUGACUUUGCAACUUUAGCUGUCAUCUUUGAACAGUGCAAAUCAAGUGGAGCUCCAGCUUCGUGGUCAAAACACUGGAUUCAUUGGAGAUGCUUAUUUUCAGCAUUUCGUGUUGAAGCUCAACUUCGAGAACUAAUCAGGAAGCUUAAACAGCAAAGUGAUUUCCCAAGAGAGACCUUUGAAGGCCCUAAACAUGAAGUACUACGGAGAUGUCUUUGUGCAGGCUAUUUCAAAAAUGUAGCUCGAAGAUCUGUUGGGAGAACAUUUUGCACAAUGGAUGGGCGUGGAAGCCCAGUCCACAUUCAUCCUUCCUCAGCACUUCAUGAACAAGAAACCAAACUCGAAUGGAUCAUUUUUCAUGAGGUAUUAGUUACCACCAAAGUCUACGCAAGAAUUGUGUGUCCAAUCCGUUAUGAAUGGGUGAGAGACUUGUUACCCAAGUUGCAUGAAUUUAAUGCACAUGAUUUGAGCAGUGUGGCCCGACGUGAAGUGAGAGAAGAUGCAAGAAGGAGAUGGACAAAUAAGGAAAAUGUAAAGCAUCUAAAGGAUGGAAUCUCAAAAGAAGUCCUAAAGAAAAUGCAAAGAAGAAAUGAUGAUAAGUCCAUAUCAGAUGCACGUGCUCGUUUCCUUGAGCGAAAGCAGCAGAGGUCCCAGGAUCACAGUGACACACGGAAGGAAACAGGCUAAGCAGUGAAUCCUCCAAUUCAGGAAGUAGGAAAAGCAGCCAGGAAAUGUGCUUCUACUUUGACAUUUAUAUUAAAUAGCACUACCAAGAGGAAGGGGUCAGCAGCUGUUAUUAGCAUAUGAGCUAAAAGCAAAUCAAAGUUCACCAAUACCAAUAAAUGGAAUUUUCAAAGAAAAGAUUGAGUUGCCAUGGUCCUAGGCAAUGAUAUACGAAACCAAUGAAAGACAAUACAUGUGAUAUUUUCCUCACUUCAAUUUUGCUGGCCUUAACUGGUAUCAAAUGCUGUCACUGAGGUAUUUUCAAAGAACAUUGAAUUGUAUUUAAUCAGCGUGUAUUCCAUUUGCAUUUGAAGCAUUAAAAAUUAUUUUCCUUAAAUCUC